AUGGUUCGAUAUUGCCAAACAGUUGAAGCUAGGGGUGGGGCACAGAGAACUGCCACCCAAAUCAAAGAAAAGUGGAGGAAAUCGUGUGGGGCAGCAAGGGAGGAGGCAGCAAAGGAGAAGGUCCAUGCAAGGACGACUGGUGGUGGACCUCAAGCCAAGGCAAAUGACCCUGUUACGCAGAAGAUAUUAGAACUACAUCAGGGGGCACCAAACUUUUAUGGGAUCCAUGGAGGUCUUGACAUAGGCAUGCCACUGCCACUGGAAUUAAUCAACAAUCCUUUUGGAUUAAAUGAAAAUGAUGCUUCUGAAUUCGUGGUCCUAAACGACCCAAGUAAUUAUGUUGCCUGCAACACAGAGCAAAGAGAGAUUAUUGCCACUGUCGAUUUGCCAACACUUCGGGUGAAAGGUGUGUUAGGACAAGAAUCCCCAAGUUGUCAAGCUUCUGUAAGUUCCGUUGUAGCACUAAUAGCAACAAAGGCUAAAUCUUCAAUAACUAAACCGGUAUCAGUGACCCAGCCAAAGAAAAAGCAAACCUACCAGGAGCUUCAAAUUGAAGUUCUGAAGCUGGACAAAACAAGAAUCCUUCAAGAGAAAAGAAAAAUAAUAUCUGAAAGAGAAAAGCUAGAGCUAGAAAAAACUCAAAGAUCUAUUUACAACAUUGGUUAG
Messenger RNA from Mytilus californianus (California mussel), 666 nucleotides. RefSeq lists its product as uncharacterized. Lineage: Eukaryota; Metazoa; Mollusca; Bivalvia; Mytilida; Mytilidae. The coding region runs from base 1 to 666 and encodes 221 amino acids. The transcript has 5 exons. The record is from RefSeq and is a predicted model, not a curated record.